GCUCCGCCCUUUCCGGCCCCGUUUCUUUAAGGCCCCUGAGGCGCAGCGGUAGGAGAGCUGGCGGUGAGGGGCACUGCGGCACUGGAUGACCAUAACUAAACAAUGUCUGUACCACGUGGAGCUGUCCAUGCAAAAUGGAUAGUAGGGAAAGUGAUAGGAACCAAAAUGCAGAAAACUGCCAAAGUACGAGUGACAAGACUUGUGCUAGAUCCUUACUUACUAAAGUUCUUUAACAAACGAAAAACCUAUUUUGCCCAUGAUCCAUUGCAGCAGUGUGUGGUUGGAGACAUUGUUCUUCUGAAAGCUUUGCCUGAGCGGAGGAGCAAACAUGUGAAACACGAACUGGCUGAAAUUGUUUUCAAGGUUGGAAAUGUCAUAGAUCCAAUAACAGGAAAGCCCUGUGCGGGAACCAGAUUCCUUGAAAAUCUGUCAGAUUCGGAAAGUCUGACAGAGGCAGAUACUACCUAUCUAAGUGAAAAGCUUCAGGAACUUAAAGUUUGUUCAACAGACAAAUAGUGGGGAAAAUAUUUAAACAGAGGGCUUUUCAACUUGUUUCUGUCAGGGAUGUUUAGGGCCCUGCUGUUAAAUGUUUCAGUGAAAUCUGUAGUGAAAAUACAUAAUAGUAAAUAUAGUUGCAUGUAAGAACAGAUGUUACAGAUUGAUAGGCACCUCAAAUCUUUAAAUGAAAAUACAGAGAAAAUGUGAGUUUAGUGUUAACACUUCAUUUUUUUGCAUGUAGUUUUGUCCCAAGCCUUGACAGUUUCAAAAGCUAGCUGCCAACUUGAAAUGACUCUUUUGUAUUGAGAAAGACAAGAAUGUAACUAUGUUUGUUUGGGAGAGUCGUCAUAUUAUUUGAUUGUUCUGUAUUUCAGACAGGCUUUUGUGGUUUGUAGGAUUACUUAAGAUAAUGCUAUUAAACCUUUUGAAAGGAAGUGUAGAAUUUUAAAA
This is a messenger RNA of Phalacrocorax carbo (great cormorant), 948 nucleotides long. Lineage: Eukaryota; Metazoa; Chordata; Aves; Suliformes; Phalacrocoracidae. The record is from RefSeq and is a predicted model, not a curated record.